AUGCCUCGAAAAGCCAUUGACUCGCGCAUCCCUGCGUUAAUUCGCAAUGGCAUUCAGGAAAAGAAGCGCAGUUUCAUCGUCGUGGUGGGCGACCGAGCCAAAGAUGUCAUUGUCCACCUACACUAUAUCAUGUCCUCGGUCGACAUCAAGCAAAACAGAUCUGUCCUAUGGGCCUACAAGAAAGACCUGCUAGGGUUCACUUCCCACCGCAAAAAGCGUGAAGCAAAGAUCAGGAAAGAAAUCAAGCGAGGCAUUCGAGAUGCGGAUACCGAAGAUCCCUUUGAACUCUUCGUCACUCUGCACAAUAUCCGAUAUGUUUACUACAAAGAGACGGACAAGAUUCUGGGAAACACCUAUGGCAUGUGCAUUCUCCAAGACUUUGAGGCCAUCACGCCGAAUCUUCUUGCCCGAACCGUGGAAACGGUAGAAGGCGGUGGGCUGGUUCUCCUCCUGCUGAAAGGCAUGAAGAGUCUGAAGCAGCUCUACACAAUGUCAAUGGAUGUCCAUUCCAGAUACCGCACCGAAGCCCACGAUGAUGUGGUGGCCCGGUUCAAUGAGAGGUUUAUACUGUCACUGGGGAAUUGCGAGUCUUGCUUAGUGGUGGAUGACGAGCUCAACGUCUUACCCAUAUCUGGAGGAAAGAAUGUGCAACCUUUGCCACCACCGACGAGCGAGUCUGAACGUGUCCUGCCGACUCAGAAGGAGCUGAAGGAAAUCAAAGACAGCCUGGCCGAGAGCAGACCCGUGGGCCCUCUGAUCAGUUUGGCUAAAACUGUCGACCAGGCGAAGGCUCUUCUCACCUUUGUCGACGCGAUAUCGGAGAAAACCCUGCGGAGUACUGUCACACUGACCGCGGCUCGAGGACGAGGGAAAUCCGCUGCUCUGGGAGUGGCCGUUGCUGCUGCAAUAGCUCAUGGCUACAGCAACAUCUUCAUCACCUCCCCGAGUCCUGAAAAUCUGAAGACUUUAUUCGAAUUCGUCAUCAAAGGCUUCGACGCGCUAGAAUAUAUGGACCACGUCGACUAUACGAUUCUGCAAUCCACGAAUCCAGAUUACAACAAAGCUAUUGUCCGCAUCAACGUGCACCGGCAACAUCGGCAAACCAUCCAGUACAUUCAGCCUCAAGACGCCCACGUUCUCGGUCAAGCAGAAUUGGUUGUUAUUGACGAAGCAGCGGCGAUCCCUUUGCCGUUAGUCCGGAAAUUGAUGGGCCCGUACCUAGUCUUCAUGGCCUCGACUAUCAAUGGAUACGAGGGCACUGGCCGUUCACUCUCGUUGAAACUCAUUCAACAACUACGAGAACAAUCUAGAGGUGGAAUGAGUACUGAUGGAGACGACGUCGAGGUGGCAGAUAAGGUGACAGGCAAGGCAUCGAAGGACGGUGCCAAGGUCUACACCGGCGGAAGGAGUUUGAGAGAGAUUACCCUGUCAGAACCCAUCCGAUACGCACCUGGAGACGGUGUCGAGAAAUGGCUGAAUCGACUGUUAUGUCUCGACGCCACCUUGCCCAAGUCGAAGAUAAAUACUCAGGGGACGCCCCAUCCAUCCACCUGCGAACUGGUCCAUGUCAACCGCGAUACCCUUUUCUCCUUUCACCCCGUCUCCGAGAAGUUUCUACAGCAGAUGAUGGCGCUGUACGUUGCUUCUCAUUACAAAAAUUCCCCCAACGACCUUCAACUCAUGUCCGACGCCCCCGCACACCAGCUCUUUGUCCUGAUCCCGCCGAUCCCCGAGGACGCCAACAAACUACCAGAGCCUCUGUGUGUCAUUCAAGUCGCUCUCGAGGGUCGGAUUAGCAAAAAGUCCGUGCUGAGCAGCUUAUCCCGUGGUCAGAGGGCCGGCGGGGACUUGAUUCCCUGGCUGGUCAGUCAGCAAUUCCAGGAUUCUGAAUUUGCCGGCUUGUCAGGCAGUCGCAUCGUCCGCAUUGCGACCAAUCCGGAGUAUCUGAACAUGGGCUACGGGUCGCGGGCGCUGGAGCUGCUGAAGGACUUCUACGAAGGCAAGUUCACCUCCUUGUCCGAGACGGAUGAAGCGACCAUUGAGGAUGCAGAACACAUGCCCCGUGUCACGGACGCCGAGCUCGAAGAAGCGAACCUGCUAGACGACAACAUCAAAGUGCGCGAUAUCCAUCAAAUGCCGCCCCUUUUCAGCAAACUCUCUGAACGACGACCCGACCACUUGGACUACCUCGGUGUCUCGUUCGGCUUGACCCAGCCACUCCAUAAAUUCUGGAAGAGACAUGCCUUUGCCCCCGUCUACUUGCGGCAAACACCCAACGACCUGACGGGCGAACAUUCCUGCGUCAUGCUCCGGCCGCUGUCGACAAGCACCACAACAGAUAACUCAUGGCUUGCGGCCUAUGCGCAAGAUUUCCACAAGCGGUUCCUUACUCUGCUGUCAUUUCAGUUCCGCACAUUUCCCUCCAUCCAGGGACUGUCUAUUUCGGAAUCCGCCUCCCGAGCCACAAAAUCUGCUGCCGACGACUCGUCGUUGACGGUUAAACCCCUCUCCAAGGCCGAUCUUGACGCCCUCUUCUCGCCCUUUGAUCUCGCCCGCCUAGAGUCAUACGCCAACAACCUGCUCGAUUACCACGUCAUUCUCGACCUCCUCCCUGCCCUCGCGUACCUGUAUUUCACCGGCCGCCUGAAGCUGCCGCCCUGCAACGUCAGUCUCUCAGGUGUCCAGCAGAGCAUACUGCUGGCCAUCGGCUUGCAAAGGAAGGAUCUCAGCGAGGUGGAAAAGGAGCUGAACCUGCCCAGCAACCAGCUGUUGGCGAUGUUUGUGAAGGUAGUGAGGAAGAUCAGUACCGCGUUGAGGGCGGUUGUGAGUGGCGAGGUGGACGCGAGUUUGGGCGAGAAGAAGGAAGUCGAAAUCAAUGGUGAAGGGGCAGUGCAAUCAAUACCCAGUGGUGGCAGAGUCCACAUUGCCCCGUCGGGUCCAGUGAAUGGUGCGGACGAUGAGGAAGAAUCUGGACCAGAAGUUGAUCCCGAGAUGAAAGAGAAACAAAGGGCCAUGGUCGAUGCGUUGCCUCUUGACAAAUACGAAAUCGCCGCCACCAGCGCCGCAGACGACCGGGCCUGGGAGCAAGCCGAGCGACAGGUCCGCGAGGGGGGAAACAGCACCAUCGUGAGCGUGAAAGGUGCCGCGAAGGCGAAGAAGCGGAAAAUCGAAGACGACGGCGACGAAGCAGCCGAGGCUGAAGAUGCAGAAGCAGAUGGCGCCCGUGGUGGAGAUUAUCGAGAUCGAUCGAGAAAGGGCGACAAUCACGACAGGGACGGACGAAGGAAAGACAAGAAAGGGAGGAUAGAGGGGGGGAAGAAGCAGAAAUCCAAGAGUAACAAAGAAAAGAGAAGAUGA
Molecule: messenger RNA, 3357 nt
Organism: Fonsecaea erecta
Lineage: Eukaryota; Fungi; Ascomycota; Eurotiomycetes; Chaetothyriales; Herpotrichiellaceae
Exons: 2
Coding region: 1-3357 (1118 amino acids)
Biological process (GO): rRNA acetylation involved in maturation of SSU-rRNA
Cellular component (GO): 90S preribosome; nucleolus
Molecular function (GO): tRNA binding; ATP binding; 18S rRNA cytidine N-acetyltransferase activity
Source: RefSeq, a predicted model, not a curated record